Messenger RNA from Podarcis raffonei (Aeolian wall lizard), 2430 nucleotides. RefSeq names its product fibrinogen alpha chain (gene FGA). Gene Ontology annotation, cellular component: fibrinogen complex. Gene Ontology annotation, molecular function: signaling receptor binding. Gene Ontology annotation, biological process: platelet activation; protein polymerization; blood coagulation. Lineage: Eukaryota; Metazoa; Chordata; Lepidosauria; Squamata; Lacertidae. The transcript is spliced from 6 exons. The record is from RefSeq and is a predicted model, not a curated record. The coding region runs from base 61 to 2283 and encodes 740 amino acids.
UCAACCAAAAAUACCUAAGUGGAACACAUCCCUUCCUGUCACAUCCACAGCUUUUUGAAGAUGUUGCAGUUGAGAGUCUUCUGUGCCCUGCUGUGCUUCAGCAUCACUUGGGCAGCAGAAGGUGAUGGCUCCUUUACAGAGCUUGGAGGAGGAGUACGUGGCCCAAGAAUAGUGGAGCAUAAAGCCCAGUCUGACUGCAAAUCUGAAAAGAGUUGGCCAGUAUGCUCUGAUGACGAAUGGGGCACUAAAUGUCCUUCAGGAUGCCGGAUGCAGGGACUGAUAGACGAAACAGACCAGGAUUUUGCUGACAGGAUAAACAAAAUUAAGAAACUGCUUGCGGAUAAUCAAAACAGCUACAAGACAUCAAACAUUAUUAAACAGGAAAUCAAUGGCUAUCUGGAUAGAAAUUUGGCCAGUGAGCAACAAAUUGAUGAUAACUAUGGCCAAAUAUCUGACGAUUUGAGAAGGAGACUUGUGACGCUGAAGCAGAGAGUCGCUGACCAAGUUAGCCGGAUUAAAGUGCUGCAGAACACCAUCCGGAACCAAGUUGUGGAGAUGAAGCGUUUAGAGGUGGACAUUGAUAUUAAGGUGCGUUCCUGCAAAGGGUCCUGCUCUCGAGCUGUCAGCUACAAUGUGGACACCGAUAGCUAUGACAAGAUACAGAAGCUGCUUUUACAAGCCAGUUCCAUCAACUUGCAGCCGGCAUAUCAAGCUGCUCCCUUGAGGGUACUGAAAAUGAGACCUCUGAAGGAUUCCACUGUCCCUAGCCAUUUUAAAACGGCUCCUCUGUCGGAACAAGAAGCAGGCAUCAUUAAUCGUAUCAAACUGGUUGAAGUCGUAUUGGAAGAUUCAGAGGCUGCUGGACAACCACACACUAGCAAGUUAGUCACUCCUGGUUUUGGAGGGGAUACCUCUGGCAGAGGCGAUACCUCUAGUAGUUUGAAAAUAGUCGGUCCUUCUGAGUCUCGUCUCUCCCGUACAUGCGUCAAAACCAUCACUAGAAAAGUGAUCAGAGGUCCUGAAGGUCCCAGAGAAGAGGUUGUUGAAGAGUAUAAAACAUCUGAUGGCUUAGACUGUUUUCAUUCUAAAGAUUUAACCAGAGAAGCAGGAGGCACCACCCACACAAGAGUGACCACUGGGACUGGUGGAAGUGGCUCCUCUGACUUUUCUACCCUGCCUCUGAAUGCAAAAGAGUUUUUCACCUCAGGUUCUGGUGGCAGAAUCCAUAGCACAGGGACUGGCACCCACACAUCGACCUUUGAAGGACGCGACAUUUUCUCUGACCUUGGGGAGGGAGAAACCGACGACUUCUCCAUCUUUGACCAGCCCUCCCCCGACUUCCAUUCUCAUACAAGUGGCAGCACAUCCCAUUCCAGGACGGUGUCCGGCAGCAGCAGCAGCAGCAGCAGCAGCAGUUCUAGUGGCUUCAACAAAGGGGGCUCCACUUUCGAAACCAAGUCAAUAAAAAUCCCAUCAGUUGAGCUGCAACAUGACGAGAGUGGAGAAGACAGACCUGAUUUUCAUGCACGCAGCUUGAGUGCAGGAGGAGUGAAGCAGGGAGAAAGCUACACCGGGACAGACUGUGAGGAUAUCCACCAGAAACACACUUCUGGUGCCCAAAGUGGCAUUUUCAGAAUCAAGCCAGCAGGAACCACUAAGGUUUUUUCAGUUUAUUGCGACCAAGAGACCACUUUGGGAGGAUGGCUUCUGAUCCAACAGAGAUUGGAUGGGGCGCUGAAUUUUAACCGGACCUGGGAAGACUACAAGAAUGGUUUUGGCAGCGUGGAUGGGAAAGGAGAGUUCUGGUUGGGCAAUGAAAAUCUCCAUCUCCUGACCCAGAGGGACACUGUCCUUCGAGUCGAAGUAGAGGACUGGGAGGGCAAUAAAGGUUAUGCAGAAUAUAACAUACACAUAAGCUCUGAAGAAGAAGGCUAUAGGCUCAGUGUCUCUGAUUAUGAGGGGACAGCAGGUGAUGCUCUUAUCAGGGGUUCAGAGGAAGAUGGGGUUGAAUACACCACUCACAAUAACAUGAAAUUUAGUACUUUUGAUAGAGACAAUGACCAAUGGGAGGAGAACUGUGCUGAGAUAUAUGGAGGUGGCUGGUGGUACAAUAAUUGCCAAGCUGCUAAUCUCAAUGGGAUUUACUACUCAGGAGGUCAGUAUGACCCAAGGAACAACGCUCCCUAUGAGAUUGAAAAUGGGGUGGUCUGGGUGCCCUUCAAGCCCUCUGAUUACUCUCUCAAAGUUGUUAGAUUGAAAAUUCGGCCUAUAGAGACACUCUAGAUAUCAAAGCAGCAAGAACAAGAACUUCCAAAAUUAUAUAUACCUCAACAUUAUGUAGUGUAUGUCUGAUUGUGUGUGCAUUUUUUUUUAUUAUCCAAAACAACUGAAUGCAGCUGCCUAUAAAAUAAAUGGGUUCACUCAAAAAUA